AUGGGAAAGAACGUAUUAAACAAAUUAAAGAGAAGGCUUUCAAAUGCCGGUGAUUCGAUGUCUAUUAAGUCAGCGAAAGAAAAUGAGACUCAUAUUCCUAUUCCAAAUGAGAUCUACAAUUGGAAGAUUGUUUUAGUUGCACUUGUUUCUGCAUCUGCGGCUAUCAUCAUUGGUUACGACUCAGGUUUUAUUGGAGGCACUGUCUCGUUGGUAAGUUUCCAACAAGAGUUUGGUUUAGAUAAGAUGCUGCCAGAUCAAAGUACCCUUAUCACUGCUAAUGUUGUUUCUGUGUUCCAUGCUGGUGCUUUCUGGGGUUCAUUAAUUAUGUACCCAAUUGGUGAAGUUUUAGGUAGAAAGGCUGGGUUGAUUAUUUCUGGAUUCUUGUUAACCUUUGGUGCUGCUAUUACAUUAAUUGCAAAUCAAGAUAGAGGAUUAGGAGCUAUCUAUGCAGGUCGAAUCAUUACUGGUAUUGGUAUUGGUGGGUGUUCAGGAUUGGCUCCAAUUUAUAUUUCUGAAAUCAGUCCUUCUUCCAUCAGAGGUAAGUUAGUUGGAUGCUGGGAAUUAUCGUGGCAAAUUGGUGGUAUCGUCGGAUACUGGAUCAAUUACGGUGUCUUAGAACAUAUUCCAAAUUCUACAAAACAAUGGAUUAUUCCGUUUGCUAUUCAAUUAAUUCCAUCUGGUAUUUUCUUCGGUUGUUUAUUCCUCAUUCCUGAAUCACCAAGAUACUUGAUCUCGAGAGGUAAGAUGGCCAAGGCUAAGAAGAAUUUAGCUUUCUUGAGAGGUUUGCCUGAGGAUCACGAAUAUUCCUUACAUGAAAUUGAUAUCUUUACCACUGAUAUUGAAGAAAGAAUUGCUAAGAUCGGAAAUGGGUUCUUUGCUCCAAUUGUUGAAAUUUUUACAAAUAAGAAAUUAAUUUAUAGAUUAUUCUUAUCAACUGCAUUAUUUCCAAUGCAAAAUGGUUCUGGUAUUAAUGCUAUUAACUACUAUUCUCCAACCGUUUUUAAGUCUUUAGGCGUUAGUGGCCCUAAUGCUGGUUUAUUGUCUACUGGUAUCUUCGGUAUAUUAAAAGGAUUUGCAUCUGUUAUUUGGAUUUUCUUCGUGGUGGAAAUAAUGGGUCGUCGUACUGCCUUGAUUUGGUUCUCAAUUCCAUGUUCGCUUUGUAUGUGGUAUAUUGGUGCAUACAUCAAGAUUUCAGACCCAGCCGCAAGAUUAGCAUCCGGUAAUACUAAGAUGGAUGCCGGUGGUAAGGCUGCGCAGGCUUUAUUAUACAUUUGGACUAUCUUCUACGGGGCUUCAUGGAACGGUACUCCAUGGGUUAUUAAUUCAGAGAUUUUUUCUCAGGAAGUUAGAACUUUCACUCAGGCUGUUAACUCUUCUUCGAACUGGUUCUGGGCUUUCAUUAUGGGAAGAUUUACUGGGAGAGCCUUUGAAGCAACCUCAUACGGGUUAUACUUCUUAUUUGGGGCAUGUAUGAUUGUGUUUCCUAUUAUCAUUUUCUUCUUUUACCCUGAAACCAAGGGUGUUCCAUUAGAAGCUAUCGACCACUUGUUCGAAGUUCCAGCCUGGAGAGCAAGAGAAUACGCAUUAGAUAAAUUCGAAAGAGAAUAUGAAAAUGGAGAAUUAAUCCAAGAACAUGCUCAUGAAGUAAAUGCACAUGGUUCUGUUACAUCAGAUGACGAAAAAGUUGGGGGUGUUCAAAUCAAUGUAACAAAUGGAAGUUCAUUUGCAUCUAACUCUAUCAACGACAGAACAUGA
Molecule: messenger RNA, 1755 nt
Organism: Debaryomyces hansenii CBS767
Lineage: Eukaryota; Fungi; Ascomycota; Pichiomycetes; Serinales; Debaryomycetaceae
Product: sugar porter family MFS transporter
Exons: 1
Coding region: 1-1755 (584 amino acids)
Biological process (GO): transmembrane transport; carbohydrate transport
Cellular component (GO): membrane
Molecular function (GO): carbohydrate:proton symporter activity
Source: RefSeq, a predicted model, not a curated record